Molecule: messenger RNA, 973 nt
Organism: Adineta ricciae
Lineage: Eukaryota; Metazoa; Rotifera; Eurotatoria; Adinetida; Adinetidae
Source: the annotation of a GenBank genome assembly
AUGUCCGACAGGAUCAAGGUGUUAUCCGGUCAAGUUGUCCGGCUAAUAUUCACCAGACUAGCCAAUUUAAAUAUUUUUCCCUUACGAAGCUUUGGAAGUCGUAUGGAUCGAAAAGAUGCAAUCUAUCUUGGUAAAAUAACCACACGCUUUUACAUUGUACUUCUCAUCGUGAGCGUCGUCAUUUUGGCACUGUACACUGCUGUUCGACCUCGAAUUAUCACAAAAGUGUUCGUGAAACCAACGUUCAAUCUGUACAGCGAUCUUCGGCAUGAUCACGGGGAUGCUCUCCAGUGUCGUUGUUCAUACAUUUCAUGGACGUAUGAUAACUUUGUACACAUCAAACCAACGUUUCAUCAGAUAUGCUCAGGCCCAUUUGUUUUGGAACAAUGGCGAACUAAUAUUACGGACAAACUAGUGUCUGAUCUGUCUGCUUACCCAAUGAAUGAUUAUCGUCGUUUUCUCUCCUCGCAUUUACAGUUUCUUUCUGGAUUAUGUAGCCAAACUACUAAGUCGGUGAACAGAUCACUUGCUCAGUUUUUGUCAUCGUUCUUCGUCACCAAUGAACUUCUUUCACCAGAACUGUUUCAGACACGGAUUGAGUCCGCUGUUGACCAAAACAGAUUCAAAGCUUCUGUCGUGUUCAAUCGUGCUUUAUCUUUACUUCAAAUUACUAAUCACGGAAAUGAUGUCAUAUCCGCAUACGGGAGUAACUUUCAGCUUAUUGAUCCAUGGUGGCUCAACAAUUCUUAUUCGAGCGCGAUAACUCGCGCAAUAACAUACGACAACAAUUGUUCCUGUGCGUUGAAUAUGAGUUGCACUACACAAGCUGGAUUUGUCACGACAAGUUUGCCUUCGUUUGUACCAAUUCAAGGUCUCAAAAUGGGCUGUACACCAAAUGAAGCAUUCCUUGCUUCGACACUCGAAUGUUUCUAUAAUUCGACGUGUCUUGGUCUCAUCCUACAAUAUACGAUGA